Messenger RNA from Neocloeon triangulifer, 3640 nucleotides. RefSeq names its product probable ATP-dependent RNA helicase DDX52 (gene ais). The transcript is spliced from 16 exons. Bases 457 to 2208 code for a protein of 583 amino acids. Gene Ontology annotation, molecular function: RNA helicase activity; ATP binding; nucleic acid binding. The record is from RefSeq and is a predicted model, not a curated record. Gene Ontology annotation, biological process: maturation of SSU-rRNA. Lineage: Eukaryota; Metazoa; Arthropoda; Insecta; Ephemeroptera; Baetidae.
ACAACAAAAACGAAGAGCGAAGAGUCUCAUCUGGAUGUGAGAGUCGCGUGUGCCUUUUCGCUGGAGUUCAAUUGAACUAAAAAUUGGACUAAACGUUCAGGAUUCGGCCAUUUCGGCUGCCGAAAAGUCGACUAGAAGAUCGUCGGCUCCUCCCUGCUAUCAAAGCUGCGAGCCCGGAUUGAGUUACUACCAAAAUUCACUCUCACAUUAUUUUGUCUGCGAUGCAUGUCUUGUUUUCCAUAGCCGACGAGAGAAGCGACGACAAUUUGACGCGCGCCCGAGAAACACGCGGCGCGGAACGAAAUGUGGAGGGCGAAUCUCUUGUAAACACUUCAUUCGACGAAGGCAGCUUCAACUUUUUGCACAAGAAAAAUGACAAGAGCAGAGCAAAAAGUGGUGGUGUUGUGACCUCAAGCAUUGGAAACCUUCAAAUUAAGCUUAAAUUAACUGGAAAUCAUGGACGUAUCGGACAUUUUCCGCAAGCUCUCGUCCGGCGCCAAAUUCAACACCAAAAGGUUCAACUCGCACGCCCGCAAAUUUCAGAUGACUAAGAAAGUCUUUGAGCCUGAGCCUGUGGUUAAAAAUCCUCAAGUUAAGGUCGAGGAGGAUGAGGACUUUGACCUGUCCGAGGCGGAAUCAGACGAGGAAAAGACUGAAGAAGAAAAUGAGGAGCCUGAGAAAUCCGAUAGCGAAGAGGAACUGACCCUGAUGGGUUCUAUCAAAGCUGGGAAGGACGGAAAGCCCGUAAAAAAGAUCAAGAAAAAGAAAGUUCCGGAGAAGGAAAAACUGAAAAUUCAGCAUCAAGAAGAGGUCAACCGGAAAAGGAACCUGUUGAAAAUGAGUGUGUGGACGAAGGAGAAGGAAAAGGCGGAGGGGGUGCCGGAGCCUGCGGAGACCUUCGAGCAGCUUGCCGAGCGCUACCACUUGGCCGAGGACCUGCUGAACAACGUCCUGAAAGCGGGGUACUGCGUGCCCACCCCUGUGCAGAUGCAGGCCAUCCCUGCCAUGCUUGAGGGCAGGCAGGUCAUGGCCUGUGCACCCACAGGGUCGGGCAAGACAGCCGCCUUCCUACUGCCCCUCGUCCACCACCUGAAGGCACCUUCAGGGGUGGGCGUCCGUGCCAUUGUCGUCGCCCCCACCAGGGAGCUUGCCCAGCAGAUCCACAGGGAAUGUUUAAAACUGGCUGAUGGAAGACGUCUGCGCAUUCAUUUGCUGAGCAAAGUUAAGGAGCUGGUUAAAAAGUCUGGACCUGAGGGAAAGGUCAAAGCUGACAUUUUGAUCUCAACACCAAACCGCCUGAUCUACCUCCUAGAACAGGAGCCACCUGUCCUUUCCAUGAAGAGUGUAGAGUGGCUGGUGGUUGACGAGAGUGACAAGUUGUUUGAGGAGGGUAAGCAGGGUUUCCGGGAGCAGCUGGCCAAGUUGUACCAGGCCUGCGAGAGCUCGAAGGUGCGCAGGGCCAUGUUUUCCGCGACGCACACUAACCCGGUGGCCAGUUGGUGCCGCAAGAACCUUGAGGGCCUUGUCUGCAUCAAUGUUGGAGUUCGGAACUCGGCUGUUGACCUUGUAGACCAGCAACUCCGGUUUGUUGGCAACGAGGAGGGAAAACUGCUUGCAUUCCGCACCAUGGUCCAAGAGGGACUGAGCCCCCCUGUGCUGAUCUUUGUGCAGACCAAGGACAGGGCGCAGCAGCUCUUCCAAGAGUUGAUUUAUGACGGAAUCAAUGUCGACGUCAUCCACGCUGGCCGAUCUCAGCAACAGAGAGACAACACAAUCAGAUCAUUCCGAGAGGGGAAAAUUUGGGUGUUGAUCUGCACAGAGCUGUUGGCUAGGGGUGUUGACUUCAAGGGGGUCAACAUGGUCAUCAAUUAUGACUUCCCACCCUCGGCCAUCAGUUACAUUCACAGAAUCGGCCGCACUGGCAGGGCUGGCCGCAGAGGAAGGGCCGUCACUUUUUUCACAUCAGCAGACUCCGGCCACGUUAGAACAAUCGCCAACUUGUUGAUCAACUCUGGUUGCGAGGUACCUGAGUACAUUAUGAAGCUAGACAGGGCAUCAAAAACGGAGAGGAAGGAACGGGCCAUGAAGGCGCCCAAGAGGAAACAGAUAUCUACAGAGCCCUCCUUCGAAAAGGAAAAGAGACUCAAAAUCAGGCGGAUCAUGAAGAAGGCUAAGAAUAAAGGCGAGAAAGCCCCUAAAAAGGAUUAAAAUUAAUUACAAAUUAAGGGGUCUUCUUUAAAAAGUGAUUCUCUAAAGAGACUUCCUGUGUAAAUAUAAAAUAAUUUAAUAAACAUAAAAGUUAUAAAAAAAGUCAUAUGACUUAUGAGCUUGUAGAACAGUUUAUUUGAGAGCAGCCAGCCAUGUUUUUUGCACAGAUUUUACGUCACUUGUGACGCCAAUAAUAUAAGAGUUACAUCAAAGUGGAAAUAUCUCUUGGUGGCACCACAACUGCGACCUAGACUUUUUAAACGCUCAACAUAAUAUAUGAUAUUAUCAUUAACUGGCCAUCCAGUCGCGCCCUACAGUCUAAACUCUUAACAUGGCGGAUCCAGCACCGACUCUGUCGUCCGAGAUGCAAAAUACAACACCUUCAACGAGCAAAAACCUGGGGAUGGAGAUACCAAAAGUGGCAAGAAAUAUUUCCGAUGUCCAUGCAAAUCCAUCCGAGUUGAUUAACAACCCUUCAGAAGAAGCACUGAUUUCAGAAGCUGCAGAGGCAAGCAAUGUUACUAAGGAACAGCAGCAAGUCCAUUCAAGCUUGUUGCACGAAAUCAGUGAAUUGAAAGCAGAGAUUGCGACCAUGAAGGACCAAUUGAUUUUGAUACUAAGAGAAAAUUUGGAAAUUGCUAAGCAGGGCCUGCCUGCCGCCCAAGGGAACUUUUACAAGGACUGCACUCUGAACAACACCUAUAAUUUGCGUCCGGUGCUGCAUGUUCCACAAGACUAUGAUGCACAACCUGCUGCCCCUCAAGUUGAUGAAAAUGAUGAAGGGAAGAGUUGGUGGGAUGACAGAAGAUGCAGGUUGGCUGUGCGAGUUGUCGGCGGUGUGGUGGCUAUGUACUUGCUGUCCAGCAAGGGGCCGUCCAUCGCAAGUCACGUGACGCGUUCCUUGGAGGAGCGUAUCGGAAACUUCAUCUCAAACCAACUUGCCCCAAGGCACUCCAUCUGCGCUUCGACGGCACCAGCGCCUUCCAGCUUGCAGCAGGCAAUCCCAUUGUCUGAACCUAAUUAACCCAAAGCCCCAAGUAGUGACACAUACAAUUUUAAAGAUUUUAUAGCUGUUGCAUAAAAAAAAGGAAAUAAUGUGAGAUGUUUUGGUGAAACGAAGGACAAGUUUAGUAAUUCUGCUUGAAUUAUAGGUAUUUUAAAACAUGUACUAAAUCAGCAUUUUAAUUGAUAACACGUGGAUGUGAAAAAUUGAUUUUUGUACCGAAAUUAGCCAAUUUCAAAAACACUUCGAAAAGAAAUUGUGAUAGAAAAAGUGCAUUGUUCCCUAUUUGCUUAGGGUGAUCUUUUUGAGUAUUUUGUAUCCUUCCCAAAACGCAGUCUGUGAUUUAUAGAACUCAUAACUUCCAUCUUUGAUAAUUAUUUUCUCAAUACUGACUUAUGGGCGUCGCAAUAAAACAAUGUUUUCAUACCU